UAUCCCGCCCGUCCCAUGUCGCCCGCGCUGAGCAGGACCCUGGGCGCGUCCUCGGUGGCGGCGCUGCGCCCGAGCCCCUCGCGCGGGCCGCGGCGGGCCGCGCUCGUGCCGCAGGGGAAGAGCUGCGCCAGGGGAGUCAGGUGGGAUGCGGGGAGGGACAGGGUGGUCGGGGCGAGGUGCGUCUCCGCCGUCGCCGAGAAGGCCCCCGCGGAGGAGCAGGAGGCGGCCGCCGGCGAGAAGUUCGAGUACCAGGCCGAGGUUAGCCGGUUGAUGGACUUGAUUGUCCAUAGCCUGUACAGCCACAAGGAAGUCUUCCUUCGGGAGCUCGUCAGCAAUGCAAGCGAUGCACUGGAUAAACUGAGAUUCCUCAGCGUGACCGAUCCAUCCAUGCUGGCCGGCGGUUCUGAGAUGGAAAUAAGGAUCAAACCUGACCCAGAAGCUGGCACGAUAACUAUCACUGAUACUGGUAUCGGGAUGACAAAGGAUGAACUCAAGGACUGCCUUGGAACUAUCGCGCAAAGUGGCACCUCCAAAUUUUUGAAGGCUCUCAAGGAGAACAAAGAGCUUGGUGCAGAUAAUGGGCUUAUUGGUCAGUUUGGUGUUGGAUUUUAUUCCGCAUUUCUUGUUGCAGAAAAGAUUGUGGUGUCCACUAAGAGUCCCAAGGUAGAUAAGCAGUAUGUAUGGGAAGCCGAGGCUGACAGUAGCUCCUACGUUAUCAAGGAGGAGACUGAUCCUGAGAAAAUGCUGACACGUGGAACACAGAUUACUCUGUUCUUAAGAGAGGAUGAUAAGUAUGAAUUUGCUGACCCUACGAGGAUUCAAGGCUUAGUUAAGAACUACUCGCAGUUUGUGUCCUUCCCUAUUUUUACAUGGCAAGAGAAAUCAAGAACUGUUGAGGUAGAAGAAGAGGAAGCAAAAGAAGGCGAAGAGGCAUCAGAGGGUGAGAAGGAGAAAAAGAAGAAAACUAUCACUGAGAAGUACUGGGACUGGGAAUUGGCAAAUGAAACAAAGCCAAUAUGGAUGAGAAAUCCGAAGGAAGUAGAGAAUACUGAGUACAAUGAGUUCUACAAGAAGACAUUCAAUGAGUUCUUGGAUCCUCUAGCUCAUGCACACUUCACAACAGAGGGUGAGGUGGAAUUUAGGAGUGUCCUCUACAUUCCAGGAAUGGCACCACUUAGCAACGAGGAGAUAAUGAACCCUAAGACCAAAAAUAUCCGGCUGUAUGUUAAGAGAGUUUUCAUUUCGGAUGACUUUGAUGGCGAGCUGUUCCCUAGGUACUUGAGCUUUGUAAAAGGUGUUGUUGACUCAAAUGAUCUCCCUCUCAAUGUUUCUCGUGAGAUUCUUCAAGAAAGUCGCAUCGUCAGGAUCAUGCGUAAGAGACUUGUUAGGAAGACUUUUGACAUGAUUCAGGAUAUUGCUGAGAAGGAUGACAAGGAGGACUACAAGAAAUUUUGGGAGAGCUUUGGGAAGUUUAUGAAACUUGGUUGCAUCGAGGACUCAGGAAAUCAGAAACGCCUUGCUCCUUUGCUGCGGUUUCACUCCUCCAAAAACGAGACAGAUUUGAUAAGUCUUGAUCAGUAUGUCGAGAACAUGCCUGAAAGCCAAAAGGCAAUCUAUUAUAUUGCUACAGACAGUCUUCAGAGUGCAAAGACUGCUCCUUUCUUGGAAAAGCUGGUUCAGAAAGAUAUUGAAGUACUCUACCUUAUCGAACCAAUUGAUGAGGUAGCUAUUCAGAAUUUGCAGACAUACAAAGAGAAAAAGUUUGUUGAUAUCAGCAAAGAAGACCUAGAAUUAGGUGAUGAAGACGAGGAUAAGGAAAAAGAAAGCAAGCAGGAAUACACUCUUCUCUGUGACUGGAUAAAGCAGCAGCUCGGUGACAAGGUUGCCAAGGUUCAAAUUUCAAAGCGACUAAGCUCUUCGCCAUGUGUUCUUGUAUCUGGCAAGUUUGGUUGGUCAGCCAACAUGGAAAGGCUUAUGAAGGCACAAACACUUGGUGACACAUCAAGCUUGGAGUUCAUGAGAGGAAGAAGAAUAUUUGAGAUAAAUCCAGACCACCCUAUUGUCAAGGACUUGAGUGCUGCUUGCAAGAACGAGCCAGAAAGCACCGAAGCCAAGAGGGCAGUUGAGUUGCUGUAUGAGACUGCUCUGAUCUCCAGUGGAUAUACUCCUGAGAGUCCAGCGGAGUUGGGUGGCAAGAUCUAUGAGAUGAUGACGAUCGCCCUUGGCGGGAGAUGGGGAAGAUUGGAGGAGGCUGAAGCAACCGCCAGCGAGACCAGUGUUGAGUUUGGCUCUUCGGAAGGUACAGUGACGGAGGUUGUUGAGCCGUCUGAAGUGAGGACUGAGAGUGAUCCAUGGAGAGACUAGUUAGUUAUGUAGGCAUUCAGUUUUUCUGUUUUAUACCCUGGGAGUGGAUGAGCAAAAUAGGAGUAUCACCGGGUCAGAUUGAUGAUGGAUUGAUCAAAGGACUGUCUUAGUAACUACACUGGUCUGCAAAAUAUUGAUUGUUAUAGCCCGAGGCUAAAUUUUGUAGGAGCAUUUUCAAUGGCCGUCUAAUAAAAAAUGUCUUGUAUACGUCCCAUGCAGUUUUGCAUGUCUAA
Molecule: messenger RNA, 2597 nt
Organism: Lolium rigidum
Lineage: Eukaryota; Viridiplantae; Streptophyta; Magnoliopsida; Poales; Poaceae
Product: heat shock protein 90-5, chloroplastic-like
Exons: 19
Coding region: 16-2364 (782 amino acids)
Biological process (GO): cellular response to heat; protein folding; protein stabilization
Cellular component (GO): protein-containing complex; cytosol; perinuclear region of cytoplasm
Molecular function (GO): ATP-dependent protein folding chaperone; ATP binding; ATP hydrolysis activity
Source: RefSeq, a predicted model, not a curated record